Molecule: messenger RNA, 3356 nt
Organism: Sciurus carolinensis (gray squirrel)
Lineage: Eukaryota; Metazoa; Chordata; Mammalia; Rodentia; Sciuridae
Gene: Slc30a6
Product: solute carrier family 30 member 6
Exons: 14
Coding region: 66-1451 (461 amino acids)
Biological process (GO): transmembrane transport; monoatomic cation transport
Cellular component (GO): membrane
Molecular function (GO): monoatomic cation transmembrane transporter activity
Source: RefSeq, a predicted model, not a curated record
CUUCCGCACUGGGCAAAUCGAGCCCCCUACCGCGUCUUCCGGCGGGAGCUGUGCAGCUCCUUAUCAUGGGGACAAUUCAUCUCUUUCGAAAACCGCAAAGGUCCUUUUUUGGAAAGUUAUUACAGGAAUUUAGACUUGUAGCAGCUGACCGAAGAUCCUGGAAGAUACUGCUCUUUGGUGCAAUUAAUUUGAUAUGUACUGGCUUCCUGCUUAUGUGGUGCAGUUCUACUAAUAGCAUAGCUUUAACUGCCUAUACUUACCUGACUAUUUUCGAUCUUUUUAGUUUAAUAACAUGUUUAAUAAGUUACUGGGUAAUGAUGAGGAAACCUAGCCCUGUCUACUCAUUUGGGUUUGAAAGAUUAGAAGUCCUUGCUGUAUUUGCCUCCACAGUCUUGGCACAGUUGGGAGCCCUCUUUAUAUUAAAAGAAAGUGCAGAACGCUUUUUGGAGCAGCCCGAAAUCCACACGGGAAGAUUAUUAGUUGGUACUUUUGUGGCUCUUUCUUUCAACCUGUUCACGAUGCUUUCUAUUCGGAAUAAACCAUUUGCUUAUGUCUCUGAAGCUGCUAGUACAAGUUGGCUUCAAGAGCAUGUUGCAGAUCUUAGUCGAAGCUUGUGUGGAAUUAUUCCAGGACUUAGCAGUAUCUUCCUUCCCCGAAUGAAUCCAUUUGUUUUGAUUGAUCUUGCUGGAGCAGUUGCUCUUUGUAUUACAUACAUGCUAAUUGAAAUUAAUAAUUAUUUUGCUGUGGACACUGCCUCUGCAAUAGCCAUUGCCCUGAUGACGUUCGGUACCAUGUAUCCCAUGAGUGUGUACAGUGGGAAAGUGCUACUCCAGACAACACCACCCCAUGUUAUUGGUCAGUUGGAUAAACUUAUCAGAGAGGUUUCUACUUUGGAUGGAGUUUUAGAAGUCCGAAAUGAACAUUUUUGGACCCUAGGUUUUGGCUCAUUGGCUGGAUCAGUGCAUGUAAGAAUUCGACGAGAUGCAAAUGAACAAAUGGUUCUUGCUCAUGUGACCAACAGGCUGUACACUCUUGUAUCUACUUUGACUGUUCAAAUUUUCAAGGAUGAUUGGAUCAGGCCUGCCUUAUUGUCUGGGCCUGUUGCAGCCAAUGUCCUAAACUUCUCAGACCAUCACAUAAUUCCAAUGCCUCUUUUAAAGAGUACUGAUGAUUUGAACCCUGUCACAUCAACUCCAGCUAAACAUAGUAGCCCACCUCCAGAAUUUUCAUUUAAUACCCCUGGAAAAAAUGUGAGCCCUGUUAUUCUUCUAAACACACAAACAAGGCCCUAUGGCUUGGGUCUUAAUCAUGGACAUACACCCUAUAGCAGCAUGCUUAAUCAAGGACUUGGAGUUCCGGGAAUGGGAGCCACCCAAGGAUUCAGGACUGGUUUCACAAAUAUACCAAGUAGAUAUGGAAAUAACAAUAGAAUGGGACAACCAAGACCAUGAUGUACUCUAACUUAUUUUUAUGAGGAAUACUGACUCCUAGGCUUCCAGUAUAUUUAGUAAUUCAACUUUGCAUUGACUGUUGAAUCAUUUACACAAAAUGUUAGAGAAUAGUGGGCUUGUUCACAUUUCAUGAAACCUAUAAACUAUAUUUUUGUAAAAUGUUUUUGUGGCAGUGAAAUCCUUGUAAAUGUUAUAGUCUUUAAAUAGACUUCUUUAGAAAGUGUGUUUCUCAAAAUUUGAACUUUGCUAUCCUUGGUUUUGUAGCUGACUGCAAUGUAAUACGACCCUACCUUUAUAAGAGAGCCACUUCAUGGAGUGGAUCUAUCACUUUACUAAAAGGACAAUAUUUUCUUUAGUGAAAUUUAUAAACAUGCUUCUUGAAUAAUAUACAUUUUAGGAAAGGACAGAAAUGUCAUUUGAAAAGUAAAAGUCUCUUUUAUAGCUUUUUCGAACUUACUUGCUACAUUUUUCUUUGAGGUCUUCCUGAAUUAUGUCUUGUAAAGUAAGCAAAAUUUUUUUAUCAGAAACUUUGGGACACAUUCUACUCUAUCUAGCACAAUUUAAAAUUUUUAAUUAUCAGAGUUUUGUUAAAUUUUUUCUCAUCAUUUAUAAGUUUUAACAGGUGUAAAUAAUCCAUAGUUCCCAGUGUUUUAUUUGGUUCAGUGAAUAUCAAACCUUUGGUGAAAUGCAGUGAAAGAAUCAGUUUUCUGUUAUAUUGAAUCAAAUACUGACAUAAUCUUUGCCUCUUUAACAAAUUUUAAUUGGCUAAUUUUUCUCAUUUUAUUAACUAAUUGUCAAACAUUUUACCCCAAAUAUUUGGGAUUCCAGACAUCAUAUGGAAUUUGAUAUCCUCUCAAAUUUGCCUAAGGAAAUUGACUAUAUUAUUAUAUCAUUUUUCAAAGUAUAAUGGGACUUUCAUUAUAGAAUACAGUAUUAUCAAGUCUGCAGAGAGCAGUUUCUGGCUUUUUUGUUUUGCUUUGUUAAAAAUAGUGAAUUGUUAAUUGUGAUGAAUAGUGUGAAGAUCAUGUUGAUUAUUUUAUUUUUUGGUCAUUUUCCGAAUGCAGAUUUUGAAGACUUUCCAACAAGUCCAGUAUUUCUUCCAAAAAGUAUAAGAAGCAGCACUUACACAUUACCUGCAAGUCUUCUUUUGGUUUUGUUUUAUCAUUUGUUCUGUAAUUAUGAUUUUUAAAAAACAUUUUGAGAAUGGACUAAAGUUUUCUGGAAUCCAGAGCUUCUGGAGAUUUAUGAAUUUCCUAGGUAUCUUCCAGCUAUAUAGACAAGACUUUUGCUUUGGUAGAAUUUGCAGCAAUUUCUUCAGUCAUUUCAGUCUCUUUUAAGUAAAAACAAUACUUCCAAAUCCAUUCUUUGCAGUGGAAUCACAGACAUUCAAGAAACCAUCUCUGUCAAGCAGAAUUGUAGUCAUUUGUGGUAAUAAGUGACCAUGUUCUAAAUACCUUUUGCUUAGUAAAGAGUGGUUCAUUGUCUUUGACAUCUGCAACCCUGUUUGGGCACUUGACCCAAUGAAGAAAAAGAGCCCACACUACCUUGACUACUGGGGAAAAUGAAAGCUUGUAAAAUGUGAUGAGGCAACCUUUUCUUGUCCUUUGUCGGAUGUUCUCCAACUAUUACUAUGCCUGUUGGUCUCCUGUAACUGUGUGAUUUUUCCUCCACUGACCUCAUCUAACUGUGAAUUGGGGUCAUGCAUGAAAUCUGAAGAACUGCCAUGUACUGAGUGAUAAUUAAGAGGUGUUUGCCGGGGCUUGGGCAUGUAGCUCAGUGGUUAAGUGCUUGCCUAACAUGCACAAAGCCCUGGGUUCAGUCCCCAACACUGAAAAAAAAAAAAAAAAAAAGUAUGUGCUGCCACCCCAUACAUGUCUUCUCCAUCCCCAUGGGAUUUUAAAGUGU